UGGCAGACACCAGAGCUGCUGAAUCGCAAUUUUCUGCUUCUCCAUCUCUGUCUCACUCUAUUUCGUGCUUCCGUUCUGUCGCAAUCCUCAUAUAUAUGCACAGUGUAUGUGUGUUUUUUAUUUCACGCAUUUGGUAGGAAUUGGGGAUUUUUGUUGCUUUAUCAUCGCUUUUAUGAAAGAUAUUUUACUUUCUCAGCCCCUAUUUUGUUUUUAAUCGGGAAUCGGAGCCUCAAAAAUUCGGCUGUGGGGCUCUUUUCCCGGGAUUAUCAUAAAAGCUGUGUCGCGAAACUUUCCUUUAUUGAGCUUCAAUUUUUGAGAAAUUUCAAUCGAUUUCGUUCAGAUUUCCCGUUCUUCUUCAUGCUACGUGAUGUUUCAAAGUCAAAACUCUAGCUAGACUAUGCUUUUCCAUUUCUCUUUGGCGGUGAUUUGCUAGCUCCCUGCUCCUGUUAAGCUAUAGCCUAUUUAGGUUCUAGCUAGCUCCGAGUCGACUCGCCCUAACUCGGCCGACUCAUUGCGAUCAUAGAAAAAAUGAAUCGCGAAUCGUUAUCGAAAUUGUUUGCCGUCACAUCGUUGCUUCUAAUCAUUUGUAUUUUCACCACAGAGAAGAAGAAUAGCUCAAACUCAACCAUAAUGAAUGGCGAAAACACGAUUAUAUCUCCGAUCACUCAUCGCAAGCUGCUGAAUACUGGAGAGGAGAGAGAAAAUGGCGUGGAGCCAAACAGGAUAUGGAGCGACAAAUGCUCGAAAUCGGACAUAAUGAUAAUCCAAGGCGCGACGCCGCCGCUGCCGAACGGGAUUCCGACGUACACGGUGGAGAUCAGCAACACCUGCGUCUCCGGUUGCGACAUCUCCGCCAUCCACGUCAGCUGCGGCUGGUUCAGCUCCGCCCGCCUCGUCAACCCGCACAUCUUCAAACGGCUCCGUUUCGACGACUGCUUACUUAACGACGGGAAGCCGCUCCGUAACGGCAGAACCCUCUCUUUUCAGUACGCCAACACCUUCCGUUACGCCCUCUCCGUCUCCUCCGUUAGCUGCUGAUAUAUAUUGAGAAACUGGGUUUUUUUUGGUGAGAAUUGUAAAUGGGAUUUUGUUUAGUUCAAGAAGGAUUAGUUUUUUUUUGAGAUAUUGAGGAUUUUUAGCUGAUUUUGUGAGAGGUGACAGUUGGGGACUAAUUUCCUGUUUUUUGGAUGUAAAUGGAAUAUCUAAAGAAUACUGCACAAAAGUUGUACCUCCUCUUUGUUUUUAUUUAUUGAGAGAUCAUACUUU
Molecule: messenger RNA, 1266 nt
Organism: Salvia splendens (bonfire salvia)
Lineage: Eukaryota; Viridiplantae; Streptophyta; Magnoliopsida; Lamiales; Lamiaceae
Product: protein TAPETUM DETERMINANT 1
Exons: 4
Coding region: 529-1038 (169 amino acids)
Biological process (GO): cell fate determination
Source: RefSeq, a predicted model, not a curated record